GUUACCAAGGGUGCAACUUCCUUGUAGCUGUCAUCGUGAAGAGGGGGGUACAGUCUCUAAGGGCGCUCCCUGCGAUCGAGCUAGUCAACGGGUUCGCUCUCGGUGUAAUACGAGCGAUAGGCGAGAAGAUUUCAGCACUGGAGCUGUCCAGUCUCCUUGAAAGACUCCUCACUGCUCAAUGUGAUCUGACAGAAGCUUUUGGUAUUGACGGUUUAGAACGGUGUUCUUUGUCUAGCGGAUUAUACUGUUUUUGGGUAGGAACUCACCAGUGAAGGCGCAAAUAGUCCACUUCAUUCACAAGCGAAUCCUUGCGAUGCUGGGCAGUUGUCCCUGAGCAACAAGGAAGUUCCAAGUCUCGGACAGUGUUUUCAGAUAUCAAAGACAAUGGGAGUGCUGAUGUCCAAGAAGCAGCAGGUGCAGAAAUGCAGCGUGGUCGUCUCUGCCUUCAAAGAGGGGCUGAAGGACCGCCCGGCCCCGUCCCCCGCCGACCAGGCCGAGGGCUCCGGGGACGAGGGGGAGGGCCAGGCCUCGGCCCCCGCCCCCGUCGCCGACCAGGAGAAACAGGAGGUGGAGCAGAGAGAGACCGACGGCAAGGCGGGGCCGUCGACCUCCACGCCUGCCUCGUCCCACACCAAGGACGAGUGCAAGGUGAACCAGGAGGCCUGGUCCAGGCUGCGGGACGGAAAAGGGGUGGAGCCUGAGGAUCUGGACAAGAAAGGGCACCAGCUCACCCCGCCGGCGUUCGUUCGUCCCAAGAGAGAGGCCAAUGAUGGGCAGCCCGUGGAGGUAGACCUGGGCCAGAUGGAGCAGCCCGUGAACGACGAGAUGUGUGAGGUGUGUGAGGUGUGGACGGCGGACGUGUUGUUCCCCUGCAGGACGUGCACGCGGGUGUUCCACGACGGCUGCCUACGAGAGAUGGGGGUCCUAAAGCCAGAAGCCCUGCAGGAGAUGAGGGAGACUGCACACACAGCUCCGGGCUGGAGCUGCUACUACUGUGACAACGUGAACCUGCUGUUGACUGAAGAGGAGAUGUAUAGCCUGAUGGAAACUUUCAAGCAGUGUAAGAUCAUCCCUGAGUCCUGCCUGGUGUCUGAUGAGCUCCUGCAGUACCGGCACUUUGUGUCCAAGCAGCUGUUUGACAAGGACCUGUCUGACGAGGAGGAGGAGGAGGUCCUGGCUCAGUUUGCGGCCCUGGACCCUGACAAGAAGGGGCAGAUUGAGUGGUCCGAUUUCCUGUACCAGGAGUCUCUGGGGGUGUUGAUGAAGUUUCGUACAGAGAACUCGUUGGUGCGUCUGUUGACUGCCAAAGAGCGUGACCGUGCCCGGUCUGUGUUCCUGGGUCUGGACCAGGACAAGGACCUGGUGAUAACGGCAGGGGAAUGCCGCCGGGCACAGCAGUCCUGGUUCCACAAGCUGAGCAGAGAGUCACAGUCCUGCAACGUGAGACUCAUUGGAUUGUGUUCCCCUAUGAAUUGUGGCAUCAGUCACGUGGGCCCUAUCUCUGAGAGCAGCCCAGCCAGCUACCACAGCGACCGGAGCAGAGACAAGAUGCUGUUCAACUCUGAGAAAGAGGAAAACAGCCCUGUGGCCUGGCCAGACUUCCUGAAGGAGAGUGCCAUCUUCACCCUGGCAGCCCGGACCAACAGCCCUGCCAUGCACAUCCGCCUGCCUCUAUAGUCCCAGAGGAACAGCCCUGACCUGGAGCCCACCAGAGAGAGGGAGGAGGAGAGACGGC
This is a messenger RNA of Hypomesus transpacificus, 1735 nucleotides long. RefSeq names its product PHD finger protein 24 (gene phf24). Lineage: Eukaryota; Metazoa; Chordata; Actinopteri; Osmeriformes; Osmeridae. The transcript has 9 exons. The record is from RefSeq and is a predicted model, not a curated record. Bases 385 to 1677 code for a protein of 430 amino acids.